Messenger RNA from Spodoptera littoralis (African cotton leafworm), 591 nucleotides. The record is from the annotation of a GenBank genome assembly. NCBI's taxonomy places the organism in Eukaryota, Metazoa, Arthropoda, Insecta, Lepidoptera, Noctuidae.
AUGUCAGAAAAAGAGGAACACAAGGAAGGCCCCGUGACGGCUGAGGAUCUGCCCAUGACAUUUCAAGUGAAGUACUUAGGCCAGAGUGACGCACGUGGACUAUGGGGAAUCAAGCACACGAGGAAACCUGUCGACCUCAUGGUGUCUGCAGCUAAGGCAUUACCUCCAGGUCAAGCCCUGCCCAUAGUGAAAUUAAUGAUAGCGCUAGACGGAGUCCACCUGGAACCGGUAUCCCACGGCACAAAAACUGACGAGUUUGACCAAAUGUCGGUCUUCUUCAAUAUCGAGUCGAUAUCCUAUGGAGUACAGGACCUGGUCUACACAAGGGUGUUCUCCAUGAUCAUUGUCAAAGAUACUGCUGAUGUUAAAGGUCUAAAUCCCUUUGAAUGUCAUGGCUUUGUUUGUGAGUCCAGAAAUGCAGCAAGACGUCUGACUUACGCGCUAGCAGCAGCUUUUCAAGAUUAUUCUAGAAGAGUGAAGGCACUGCAGGCCAGCUCUGAAUAUGAGGAGCCAGCUCCCACAAAGAAGAGGUUUGCAAUAGACCUGCGCACUCCAGAAGAAAUAGAGGCAGACUUGGAGACGGAGGCGUAG